Molecule: messenger RNA, 3914 nt
Organism: Amoebophrya sp. A25
Lineage: Eukaryota; Dinophyceae; Syndiniales; Amoebophryaceae
Source: the annotation of a GenBank genome assembly
GGAAAGGAGAUCGAUAUAAGCUUUGAUGGCCACAUGCAGAAUACCGUAUGGACGGACAACGACAUAGGGUACGAGUAUCCUGCUUUCAGCCCGCUCCGUACUUUCAAUGUGCCUGGGAUAAACCGUGACAAUGUCUGCGCCUUGUGGGAGGAGCAACCACGUGUGGAGCUACUGGGCGGUCAAGCAGAGUUAGAGAGAGCUUCUUCUACGUCUGGGGAAAGGAGAGAUAGCGAAAGUGCUGAACAACUACAAGAGGAUCCAAUGCUCUUACAGCAUUCUUUCCCGUACUAUGAUACGUGGAGCUUAUACGAAACGCUGGACCAGGAUUUUUGCAGUGAGUUUGGCUAUGUUUAUGCGUUGCUUCAAUUGGGUUUGCGGCAAAGUCUCAGCAAAAUCACGCCUGUCUACGUGCUGCGCUCGCUGCAGCGAUGGUUCUUUUUCCCCUUCCUCACUCGCGCUGACUGGUAUUCCUCAGUCACGGAUAACGGAUUCAUGGCAGCUGGAGAGGUAGCGUUCUCGGCAAAAACUGGCUCUGCGCAAAUUGAGACGGACGUUGAGCAGGAACAACUGACACAUUUGAGUCAACAAGCUAGUUCUCUCGGACGAGCGGAACCGUUGCCUCCAGAUGAAGGCCGCCAGGUCGGUGACGAGCCACCAUGCACGCUCGAGCAUUUAACGGAGCGUGUCCUUUACAACGGGGGCGCGCCAGUAAAAAAUGACUACUGCCUGACUUUAAACCAAUGGAGAGACCACGAGGACGUGUUACAAGAAGCGGAGCCAGCUAAUCGUGAAGCUAAGGAGCUUGUUGUUCAGGAAAAGGUGGAGUACAUGGAUCAUAAACAUAAAGAAAAGCAACAGAAGUCCACUUUCACAGCAACACGAUCACGACGACGCAGGAAUAGCCUUCUUCCAUCAGACUACUCUCCAGCUCUGCGCUACGUGCAGGACCCUUCUCGAUUGCGGCGUAUACGUGCUCAGCUAGCCGUCAAGCUAGGCCUGGAAAAUGAGCAAGCGGCGCCUCCCAUGCUAGGUUCUGAGCGGUCUCGCUCAGUGUUGUUUUUUUACAUUAAGGCAACAAGAAAUCCACCUUCCCCAGCAUCUUGAUCCCAACAUUUUGAAGGGAAAACGGGAAUCAAGAGGAGCCCGAAGCUGGAAUACUCAUUUACAACUUAGUUCUAACUACAGUCUUGAAGUCUGGUUUUGGAUCGCCGUAAUGCAGGAACGGGAAUUUCGAGAAGUGGCAGACUCUCUGGAUGUCGAUUUUCACAUGCGAACGGAGUGGCGCUCCUUUAACAAAGAUGGCUCAACGAAUCCUGCAGAAGCACUCAAGGUUUUGGCGGAGGAGGCAGAUGUCUCAAGAGUGGCCAUGAAGCUCAAGCCUGGAACAACAGGCCUUGAGCAAGAAGCUGGGAAAAAAGAAGGUGGUAGUACGAUGAAAAUGGUUGAGAUCGCUGAUACAAUUACAAAUAGCGAAACGAUCGAAGCAAAUCCAAAUGCUGCCCCCCUUAGUCUUACAGCAACCUCUGGAGGUGGAGCAGCUCCUGAGAAAAAUAACGCAACGACGCUGGGUGAGCAGCUCACCGGCGAGGAGAGGCAUGCUUUGCUACAGCUGAUGCGCGGCAUGCAUCAAUUGUGCGAUGCUUUCCAGUUUAUGAGAGGACGAGAUUGUUUCUGUUAGAGAUUAUGACGCUACAGUCUUGUGAAGAUGAAGGAGAUCGAGAUCUAUUUAAUGUUAAUUGUUAGGAAUAGAAACAUCUACUUCAAGAUCUCCAAAAAUCGAAGAUUAUUCCUAUUGUUCCCAAGUAGAAGUAGAAACUACUUCUAAAACCAUUUUGUUCAUACCUCCUGUCUUCUGGGACAUUGCUUUUUUUCAUACACAUCCCGUACCUCCUGUCCUCUGGGACAUUGCUCGGCGCACUGCGACAUCAUUCGCUGAUUCCGUGGACGGGCGACGCUGAAGUGAGUAUGGACUACUCCUAUUUUCCGUUCGCAUUCAACGUCGCAUUGCUUCAGAGUGUCUUUCUUGCGGACGAAGAUCAUGCUCCGGAGAACAAGCUUGCACGUCUGGUCAACUUGUUGGGAGAGUGGGCAGUGCAGGAUUCGUCUUUGCGCACUGCAUUAGAUAUCUUUAGCAACCAGAAAAUGGUCCUGCAAAUGUACGCACGACGGGCUCUCUCGUUAAAAUUCUUCUACAGCGAUGCACAGAAAUUUUUUAUGCUACAACAACCUGGCUGGGUUUUCUCAUACAUCAUACAUAAUGUUACACCCUCGACCUGUACAUCAUAAUUCUCCACCCUCAUGCGCUUACAACCAUGUACAUGAUUUGUCGGAUCGACACUAUCUCUAUCAAAUCUACUUUCAGCACUUCUUGCGCUUCUAUUUUAUCAUCUAGUCUACUUUUAACACAACAUACAUCUAGAUCUGGCACUACUACUAGUUCUGAGCGCUACUAGAUCUGGCACUACUAGGUCAAGUAGAACCAGAAGAGCUGCAUUUUCUAAUCCAUCCGAUCCUGUCCCUGGAUUUUCGUAUCGUUUUCCGUAUCUGGACCUGCAUCCGAACUACUUUGACGAAACCUCUCAAGAAGUUGGGUACACCAGUUACCUCUUCGGCUACCGGUUCCCGCUGAACUGGGUCUAUCCUCGGAAAGUCGCGUACAUCGAAGGACAGCCGUUCUUUGUGUGGGCCGACAGCGAAAAAGUGAUAGCGGCACUGUAUAAAUUACGAUGAGUUGUAUUACUUCUAAUAGUUCUAUUUUUACAAGAUCAUGGAGGAGAAGUACUCAAGAACGUUCGAUUAAGGAGAUCAAGAAGAUGGUUUUACAUUCAUACUUGAUCGUCAUUCGCCUUCCUGGUUGUUCCGUUAGUUGUGAACUGUUUAAGGGGGACAACUACAACUAGGGCAGAACUGUAGUAACUAACGGGGACGAAAGCCAACAUCACAAAUUGCAAAGGCCUGCCUCUAAAUAAAGGAAAUGCCUUGCGAGAGUGCCGAGGUCAUCAUCUACAUCAUCGUGGUAUUCAGAUGGACCGAGCGAGGCAGAAAAAAGUGUAUAAUUGUACUCAGUUGCCGCAAACCGCUGUGGCUACGGUGCGUGAUAUGGGCUUCAAGAUGCUGCUAAAGCGAGAGGUAUUAGAGGACUACGCUGCUAGGGUAUGGGUCAUGGAGAAGACGAGUAACAAGAACAUACAAGGAGAUGAGACAGCAAUUGCUGGCAGUGCGCAGGCAGAAGAAGACGUUGAGGCUGACUUCUUCGCGUCGGACGAUCGCACACCGAAUGAUCGUGGCGAUCGAGGGCAGGUCUCCUCGGCUAGAGCUACAACAAGAGAGGAGAUGGAGAUGCUACAGGACAAAAACGACAAAUUCAAGCAGGCGGAUGUGCCUACCAUCUCCUUCGCUCUGGAUCGAUGUGACAGCAUGCGGUGGGAAGGAGAAAUUUUAUAUCAGCUCUGUUUCGUAGAGGUACAUCAAGAGGAGCAGUUGUACCACAAAAAGAUGAAAAAACGCGUGUGGUCAAGAACGUCAAUUCGAUCGAAACAGCCGACUGUCGUCCUACAUUUGGAGCGCCUAACUGGAGCCCAUUUACAGGUCUUGCGUGAGAAACAUUCGACUCAGAUCGGAGACAUUCUUCUCACGGUGCAGGAUAUGAUAGAGUAGAGUAAAGGUGCUGCUCAUGAUGCUUUACAGUAGCACGGACUAGAGCUGGGUGAACUUCAAGUACCUUCAGUUUUCAAUGAUUUCAUGGCUGUAGUUGUAGAGCUACAGGGCUCGUCGUUGUGCGUUUCAACCGCCUCAUCAAAAUCAAUUUCAUCAAGCAGACGAUUUGGUAUUUGUAAUCAAUGUUUCGUAACGGUUGUAACUUUCUCUUUCUCUUUCAAUUAUCUCUAUCAUGACUUCGCUUUGGCUUCCUAUAU